GCACUUCUUUGCUUUGUCAAGGAAAGUUUGAUUUCGAGGAAUAUUUGAACUGAUGAAUUCGGUGACUCAAAUAUGAAGGGUUGAAGUACAGUUAUGAGUGAAUUUUUAGAAUCUUUAUUGUUUGUUUUCUUUUCACAGAGCAUUUCACAAAUAUAUUGCUUAAAGAGACAACUGGAAAUGGAACUUAGUUAUUUUAAAAUUCCUCCAAACACACAAAAAAUAUUUUUUUAAUGACUAAUUCUAUUUCUGCAAAGCAGCCCACAUUCGUCGUCAAAACUAGCCUACAUUUCUUCCCCUUCGCAGUAAAGCGGUACAGUCCUGAAUAAACAUUUGAUUAAUUCACUGCUGAAUAAAAUAGACUGAGCAUUAGUUUUUAUGCCAUUCAAAUAUCAAGAAUAAAACAUAACUGACGGAAUUUAACAUUAAGUAGGCCCUCCCAUUGUAGAAUUCAAGAAAUGCAAGACUUUAAUCUGUUUUAGUGACUAUCUGUGUUAAGUUUAUAGCGCAUAUCAAAUAAUAUUCCUUUGCGUAAAAAAACAUACGGCUUUUCAAUAAAAAAUAUGACUGGAAAACAGAGGCCAUUUAGCAGGGAGCGGACUGAUUUAGUUUUUAUUGCGCUGUCCUUUGACCACGUGGUUAUGUCACCCAAUCAAAUGGCAUGUAACGGUAACUUAUUAGCGGGCUGUUCUCGUGUGCCUGCUGAGGCCAAGCUGACACUUGAUUUCUACAGAUUCUUAUAUUGCGUAGAUGGUAGCCAACUGUGCAUGUGUUUUCGCGUGUCUUCCUGUAGUUUGCCAUGUCGACAUCAGGGACAUUAAGUUAUUAUGUAGAUUCUCUCAUUCUGCCUGAGACCGAGAAUCUUUUAGCACCAAAAUACUCCUCUGAUACGGGGCUUCAACAAGAAAGGCAGCCAGCGCUCACUGAGCAGGGCGACCCAGAACCUUGUCCAUUCCAGUCAAAAUCGACCAUCUUCGGCGCAUCCUGGAAUUCCGUGCCAUCAAUGCCUCCGAGCAGCCUGUCCACUGUGUACCACUCCUACGCGCAGUCUCCGGGUGCAGCAGGAGACGCCGACGGAAUGUAUAUGCGAUCGUGGUUAUUGGAACCCAUUUCUGGAUCCUUGCCUUUAACAGGAUUAUCUACAAAUAGGCAUUAUGGUAUUAAACCCGAGCCAUUGACCAGCAGAGGCGAAUGCACAACGUUCGAUACGCUGCUUCUCUCUGACUUUAAAAACGGAUCGUCGCCUGCAAGUAUGGAUAGAAUCUCCAGCGAUGCCAGUUUCCCCGACGCCAAGGAAGAUACCGCUUCCGCCACGGAAAAAACAAACGCAGAUCCAAAUAACCCUUCGUCCAACUGGCUUCACGCGAGAUCCACGAGAAAAAAGCGCUGUCCGUAUUCUAAGCACCAGACUCUCGAACUGGAGAAAGAGUUUCUGUUUAAUAUGUACCUCACCCGAGACCGUAGAUAUGAAGUGGCAAGACUUCUAAAUCUCACUGAAAGACAAGUUAAAAUUUGGUUUCAGAACCGCAGGAUGAAGAUGAAGAAAGGCAAUAAAGAUCGACCAAAAGAUGAUUGAUAUGAUCAAAUUCCGGAGACAGAACAUAAUCUAUAAAAUGAACUGGAUUAUUCGAAACCUCAUCCAAACAUAAAAGUAGAUUUUAGCAGUAACUGAUUUCAUAUUAUAUUAGCAAUCUGUAAAAAAAAUGUCGAUUAUAGCUACAGUUUCCUCGCCCAAACUUGAAUUGCACAGAUACAUUUGCACCCUAUUAUCAAUUAAUGUGCGUUUCUUCCUGUUGUGUAGUGAAUGUGUAUACUCGUUAUAAACUAUGUACUCGUCUGAUACUAAUUUUAUUGUAGUUUGUGACAGAACGUUUUUUAUAAUGUGUUUUGUUUCAUUUGUAGUUUGUCAAUAUCUCAGUUUGGAAAAAGCACUGGUUUGGAUGUAAUCAAACAAUUUCAAAUUCAUAUGUGUAAGAAAAGGGCAUUGUUUUUAGUGGCCUGUAAUGUGAUGCUAACUUUAAUUUGGGUGCAUGCGCUUGUGCAUUAAUAUAUAAAAUAUAAAAUGGUGAACGUUAGAUGUAAUUACAUUACACUGUAUUUUGUGUUGACUACCUAUAUUUCUCAACUACCUACAUAUAUGAAGAAUGUAAAAAAAAUAACUCGAACAGUUCAUGUGGUAUCUCGACAUAGGGAUUGUGUAUUUUGUAAACUGCAAGGGGAACAUGUUUAACGAGCAUACAUAUAUAUAAUGUGUGAGGACCAUACACUGGAUGAAUACCUCAUUGGCCUAUUGACCAGCUGUGUUAAUUCUUAAAUGUAGCAUCGUUUCUGUUUCACUUUUAAAUAAAUGCAAAACUACAACAAGAAACUCUCCGCCUC
This is a messenger RNA of Anguilla rostrata (American eel), 2376 nucleotides long. RefSeq names its product homeobox A9b (gene hoxa9b). Gene Ontology annotation, cellular component: nucleus. Gene Ontology annotation, biological process: DNA-templated transcription; anterior/posterior pattern specification; regulation of transcription by RNA polymerase II. The coding region runs from base 797 to 1573 and encodes 258 amino acids. Lineage: Eukaryota; Metazoa; Chordata; Actinopteri; Anguilliformes; Anguillidae. The record is from RefSeq and is a predicted model, not a curated record. Gene Ontology annotation, molecular function: RNA polymerase II cis-regulatory region sequence-specific DNA binding; DNA-binding transcription factor activity, RNA polymerase II-specific. The transcript is spliced from 2 exons.